UGGUGAAUAGACCUGAAUUUUGGAAUUGUAAUCGUUAAAUCAAAGGAAUUGUGUGGCAGUUGAACGUGUCAAUAAAACAGCAGUCAAUAUUUGUAUAGGCAGCUAAUUAACUGGGUCAAAAUAAAUCAGCAGAUAGAUAUAAAAGCUGUCAAUAAAUAAUAUGAGGCGUUUGUUGGUGCUUUUGGGACUCGUAGUCGGUCUUUUUUGUGCGGAGCUGGAAAACACUUUAAGCUAUGAAAAGGCACGUCAGGCUGUGCUUAAUGCCGAGGAACGGCUCAUGACCGGCGGACGGAUCAGUUUAAAUUCACAGGAGUCCAAGGUGGAUGAUCUCUUCAUGCAAUACAAGCUGGGAGAAUUGGCACAAGGUUUUCGCAAUGCCGAACAAAAUACAGCUGGGAUGCAUUUCUUUAAGGCAAAGCCGCUGAUCGAUCGCAGUGCCAUCUUUAAAUUCCUGCAACAAAUGCCCAAAGGAGCUGUCCUCCAUCUGCACAACACGGCGGCUGUGAGUUCCAAGUGGGUGGUGCAAACUAUGUCAUAUAUGCCGGGAAUGCUGCGGUGCACAGAUGUCAAGGGCAGAAGCAGAUUAACCUUUCGACGGGCACCCAAGGAACAUUCCUGCACAUCACAGUAUAUUCUCGUUGCAGACGAGAGACGUAAUUCCAUAGACCCAGCAUUAUACGAUGAAAACUUGGAGAAACUUUUUAAUCUCUAUACGCCUGUGCCGGAACUGGAGUAUCCAACAAUAACCGCUGUUUGGGAUCGUUUCCAGGGCAUGUUUGAUACCCUAACAGAAGCAAUUUAUUAUUUGCCCGCAUUUCGUGCCUAUCACUGGCAACUGCUAGAAGAAUUGUACAAUGACAAUAUCAUGUAUGCUGAGUUGCGAAUCAGUCUGCGAGAGCUAUAUGAUGCCAGCGGCCGCACCUUUCCCAGAGAGCAAGCUGUACGUGAAAUGCAGUUGAUCAACGAUAAAUUUGUAAGGCUGCAUCCCAAUUUCGUGGGCAUCAAAGUCAUCUAUGCCGUGUGGCGCGGAUCUGAUGUCGAGAAAAUGCGGGAAAACGUGGAAGAGUUCAAGAUUUUGCAGAAAGCAUUUCCAGAAUUUGUAAUAGGCUUUGACCUGGUUGGCCAGGAGGAUAAGGGUAAGCCGCUGUAUGAGCAACUUUCUGUUUUAAAGGAUCUGCCGCCCAAUUCGCGUCUUUUUCUUCACGCCGGCGAAACAAAUUGGUAUAGUGCCUCAACUGACAUUAACCUGCUGGAUGCUCUGCUGUUGAAUGCCACUCGAAUUGGUCAUGGAUUUGCCUUGGUAAAACAUCCAAUUCUCAUGAAUGCAAUCAAAACUCGCCAAAUCGCCGUUGAGUUGAAUCCCAUUUCGAAUCAGGUACUCCACUUGGUGUGGGAUAUGCGCAAUCAUCCAGGUGCCCAGUAUAUGGCCUUGGACAUUCCUGUCGUGAUUUGCAAUGAUGAUCCUGGUUUUUGGAAUGCCAAGGCAUUAAGCUAUGACUUUUAUUACGCCAUCAUGAGCAUGGCUCCCAACAAUGCUGGCAUCCGUGUCCUCAAGAGUCUCGUCUUCAACUCGAUACGCUACUCUGCGAUGACGGCGAGGGAGCAACAACGGGCAUUUCAGUUGCUAGAGAACAGUUGGACACGCUUUAUUGAGAAGGUUCUGCAGGGAAAAGUCUUUUAGACAUGUUAAUAAACCGACUUUAAAAGUAAAUAAACUGAACUCAAAUCCCGCUA
This is a messenger RNA of Drosophila innubila, 1734 nucleotides long. It is a transcript of the gene Adgf-C, whose product is annotated as adenosine deaminase 2. The record is from RefSeq and is a predicted model, not a curated record. Gene Ontology annotation, molecular function: adenosine deaminase activity. The coding region runs from base 161 to 1681 and encodes 506 amino acids. Gene Ontology annotation, biological process: inosine biosynthetic process; adenosine catabolic process. The transcript has 6 exons. NCBI's taxonomy places the organism in Eukaryota, Metazoa, Arthropoda, Insecta, Diptera, Drosophilidae.